This is a messenger RNA of Moneuplotes crassus, 1399 nucleotides long. Lineage: Eukaryota; Ciliophora; Spirotrichea; Euplotida; Euplotidae. The record is from the annotation of a GenBank genome assembly.
CAAAUAUAUACAUUCAUAAUGGACAAAAUAUUCAACAAUAGUGGCUCUUGGGACUUCCAGGACUAUCUGGAUAGGUAUCAUCGGAAACAAGGGCGAAUGCCAGAGAAUGACAUUGAGGAAAUGAAUUCCUUUAGUAUGGUUCCAGAUGAGAAAAACAAGAAUAAACUGGAUAUACUGUUGACUCCUUAUAACAAAAAUUUACUAUACAAAAAGUUUAUGGAAUUCACUACAGAGACAAAGAACUCUAAGGAUCCACAAGAAAUGGCGAAACAUCGGUGGGGAGAUAUGACCAAGUUGAUCCUCAAAGAAGACUAUUUUGUCAAACACUCAAUGGGCAUCAUCGGUUCGAGCCUCUCUCCUGAAGGCAGGAAAAAAUAUUUUUCAAAGAUCUUAUCGAAUUAUGAAAAGACACCAAUUAAAGACCAUUAUCGCCAUUCAAAGAUGCUAUUCAGUGGAUUUGGACUUAAUUCUGGGGCAGAGAAUGGUAUCGCAUCUUUUCUGCAAAAGUUAACACAUAACCAGCUGUUUGAGAUGCAGCAAAACAAGAGCCACCAUAGAUCGAAAUAAGAAAUCAGAAAUUGAAGUAAAUCCUCUUUCACCAAGUAAGAAGAAGAGUUAUAAAAAUUCUAUAAUGAAGCGGAACAUUAGAGCGAUCAGCGAGAGUAAUACUAGUCUGAGAACAAAGACAUCUGAGCGUCCGAAGUUGAGAAAUAUUCGAUUUGACCAGAGGAGAGACCGUUUACUUUCUGAAUUCUCAACAUCACAUCAAAAGCCACGAAAGAUAGAAGUAACACCUCUUGAUGGAAAUGAAGAGAGAAAAAGUUUAAUAAGAAAAAGACUGCUUGGCGGUUCCAAAUCUUACUCAAAUAUUGACAAAAUUGGCAUUAACUUUUCAAACAAUCCUAAACCAACUAUUAUUCCCAUCCAAAGUAACAUGAACCAGGAUAUCCAUGAGGAACUGGAAGAGAAGAAGUCAAGAAAUAGUUUCACUGAAAGAUCUCAGAAUGCACAGGAAUUCUCGACUGUUGAAAAAGUGCCUAGUUUUUAUUAUAAUCCAAUGUACCUCAAAAAGCCAGGUGAAAAAAAUUAAGAGUAGGAAUAGGAAGUUUCUUGAUAGAAAACUAGCACAGAGUUUGUCUAGUUCCUUCAGGCCUAAAAAGAGCCGGCCGAGUGAGAAGAACUUGAAAGCAUGUGCUUUUCAUUCAAAAAGACAUACCAAAAUGAACAAUUCUCUCCUGUCUGAAUGAGUCUUCUGAAGUGGCAAAUUUGACAAGACAACUAUGAAGAAAAUCUCUGCCAAGAAAGCUAGGAUUCUGAAGGAAAGAUAUCUUAACGCCAGGAGGUUAACAAAGUGAUAGUCGCUUAAUGAAAUCUGUAUUCUCAAUCAAUUUCCAACAUU